Molecule: messenger RNA, 3160 nt
Organism: Lytechinus pictus (painted urchin)
Lineage: Eukaryota; Metazoa; Echinodermata; Echinoidea; Temnopleuroida; Toxopneustidae
Product: sperm-associated antigen 16 protein-like
Exons: 15
Coding region: 47-1909 (620 amino acids)
Biological process (GO): axoneme assembly
Cellular component (GO): axonemal central apparatus
Molecular function (GO): protein binding
Source: RefSeq, a predicted model, not a curated record
AGGCUUUGAGCAUGCGCAAUGGUCGUAGCAACAACUAUCAACAACCAUGGCUUCAUCUGGCGAAAGAAUUGGAGAAGAAGGCGCAUAUUUCCUCGAACGUGCCACAAUUACUGAGGAUUCAGAUGAUGAGUUCCAAUAUGAAGAGAUCCCUAUUGAUGAUGAUUUAGUCUCUGAAAUCGAUGAGGAUCUAAAUAAUGCUGUGCGUACUAUCCAGGAAGCACAAGAAGAUCAAGAAGCAGCUAAGAGAAAGGGAGGUCUCAUCCCUCCACCAGUCACCCAGAGGCCAGAAGUCAUAGAUGACUUUGUCCGAAAUUUCCUGGUCAAGAUGGGAAUGAGUCGUACCUUAGAUUGCUUUCAGACGGAAUGGUAUGAGCUCCAGCAGCGUGGUUUGAUGAAUGAAGAGGAUGUUGGAACUGUACCAGAUAUCUACUGCCGCAAUCAACAACUGGAUAAUCAAGUCAAGAUACUACGUACUGAUGUGGACAAAUUUAGGGAUGCUGCCAUGAAAGCCAAGGAGACCUAUGUGAAGCUACGGAAGGAGAGGGACUUUCAUCGCAUGCAUCACAAGAGGGUUGUCCAAGAAAAGAACAAGUUGAUUGAUGACAUCAAGAGGCUGAAGCGUCAUUAUAGUUCAUAUGAACCAACCUUACAGCAGCUAAAGCAGAAGUAUGAGACAGUGAUGAAGGAACGUAUGUUGGCCAAGCUUGAAAGAGACAGAUCUGUCAAUCAGGUGUCAGCACUGCAAGCUACCCUGCGUAGCCUGGAGAGUGGUUUGAGAGAGGGCGCUACAAAGGAGAUGACGAAGGAAGAGAGACGUCUUAUGUUUGCAUCAGGUGUGGGUCCGACCCAACAGGCCGUCCAUAGGGCACGUGAGAUGACAGAGGAACCCUUCAGACCUGACCCUAGUAGUAUGGAUGUGACUCAACAGACCCUACCAAGACAUCCUAAGGAUUCCGAGUUUCCAGUAGAUAAUGGUGUAAACCCACAGCUUGCUAAUGUGAAGGGUCCAUCUGCCCAUCUGACACGUACUGGUGGGUUUAGACUUACCCAUACCUUCCAAGCUCACAGUCUGGCUGUCAGUGGGAUAGCCCUGCAUCCCCGUAAGCAGAUCUUAGCGACAGUGAGUGAUGAUCAGACUUGGAAGAUGUGGUCUAUUCCUAGCGGUGACAUCAUCAUGACCGGUGAGGGUCAUACAGACUGGAUUGCAGAUUGUGAUUUCCAUCCAAGUGGUUCUCAGCUUGUGACAGCUAGCGGUGAUGGAACGGUGAAGAUCUGGGACUUCUCUAAAGCUGAGUGUGUGCAUACGUUCUCAGAACACCAACAUGCCGUAUGGGGUUGUUCAUGGCACACAUGUGGUGAUUUUGUAGCAAGUGCAUCCUUGGAUAAUACCUCGAAGAUAUGGGAUCUCAACAGCCUUCGUUGUAGAUACACACUGCGGGGUCAUGCUGAUUCAGUCAACUCUGUCAUGUUCCUGCCUUACUCUAAUAACAUCCUGACAGCAUCAGCCGAUAAGACUGUAUCUCUAUGGGAUGCACGAACGGGUCUUUGUGGUCAGACUUUCUAUGGCCAUGUUCACUCCAUCAACCAUGCCACGUUCAGCCUGCGAGGUGACAGCAUUGCUUCCUGUGAUUCCUACGGCGUGGUCAGGGUGUGGGACACACGAACGUGUGCAUCCAUGGUGACCUUUGAUGUAGGACCGCACCCGAACAACAGAGCCGCCUUUGACUCCUCCGGCACCGUCCUGGCUGUGGGUAGCAACGAUGGAACCGUCAAGAUGAUGGAUCUGACAUCUGGCCAGGUGUCUAGUCUAGCUGGUCAUGAGGAUGCUGUCCAUGCUGUUAUGUUUGACAGGGCUGGGGACUUCUUGGUCUCCGGAGGUGCAGAUAACACUGUUAGGAUCUGGUCCUGAAUCAGUCGGUCCCUUUGACACUUAGCCCACCCCCUCAUCUCUUGCUCCGUCCAGGCCUACCAAUACAUCUGUCAAAGUCAAAUAUAGUCUUUGUAUAAUGCAUCAAUGUUUGCUUAUAUGUUUUAAAUAAGAUUACAUUCUUAUACCAAAAAUACAUCGAGUGAAUUCGUAUUAAGGUAAAUUGUCACUUGGUCUACUCCCAUUUUGUCUACAUUCUGUUUGGUCUCAUCAGACAUGGCCUAAUCUCAGUUCAUCUAUAACCAGUUCAUGUAUCAACCAUUUGGUCCAAGUGACAUUUAUCCCAUUCACCAAUUUGUCUUAUUUUCAAUUUUACCCAUUUGGUAUAUUAUGUACUUAGUCUAUGUGAUUAGACAAAUUGUUCAUGAACCAAAUUUUCAUUUCAAACAGUGCAGAAUGAUAACUUGAUGAAGUGAAAGUUAGAACAUCUGGGACCCGUAACACGAAGAUUAGGGAUGAAUAGCUAAUAUGAAAGAACACUUCUGAUUGGUCCCUGGUCAGUAUUUUGAAUUAAAUGCACGUGUAACAUUGAUAUUGAAUAGUCGGUCCAUUUAGCGCUUUAUCGCUAAUAUUUGUGUUACAGAGCAAAGGACAUUAGAUUAAAUGAUAGACCAAGUGAGGUUUUACCAAACUUCAAUUAGAACAAAUUGAUAGUAGACCAAUUGCAUACAAACCCUUCAUUGGCAAAAAAGGGUUACUUUUACCAUUCUAAAAUCCAGUUUUUGACACUUGCAAGAAAAAUAUAGCUAUCUGAAGAGCAUGCCUGACAGUUUCUGCUAGCAGCUUUGAAGGAAAUGAGUUUCUAUUCAAAUCUUCUUACUCUCUUACUUCAAUCAGUCCCUUUCAUUUAAUUUUUUUUACUGUACAUUUUGUAAAAUUGUUGAUAGAUAUUAUAUUACUGAUAUAAUUGAAAUUAGCACAUUUAGAAAAAAAAAAUUAAUGCAGAAGUAUAAAAUUACUAUAUUUAGAAAGGUAUUGAAUAACACAAUGAAUUUUCUGUUAAAUAUCAUUUAAAAGCCUUAAAGACAGUUUCAACUUUGUUUAAAACAAUACCAUCUGUUUUUGGUGCGAAAGACAAUUUGUUCUUCAACUGUUACUUGCAACGAAAAUGUGUAUACGUCUACAAUGAAUGUACAUGUAUAGCAGAAUCUUAUAUGUGUGUAAAUUUUCCAUAUUUCAUUAUUGUAUAUACAUGUAUUUUAACAAAUUAAAGAAAAAAUAUUGACGAGACAA